GGCUUCUUUGUCCCGUCUGAAAACGGUCUCACACUGCUGUUGUUUUCCCGGUUUUCCGGCGUUUCAUAUCCCAGGAUCGGAGGAUCCGAGUCUAGGACAGCGAAGCAUGCAACGAUCACGUGCCAGCAGCACCAGCAGUGGCCGCCUGCCGGCUCCCCCGCCAAUGGGACUGCCCCAGCCGCAGGCACAGCCCCUGGAGGCGCCUAAGAUCAUCGUGAUCCAUCCGGGAUCACAGCAUCUGAGGAUCGGCAGGGCGGCCGACUUGAAUCCGCUGACCCUGCUCCAUGCGGUGGCCUACCGGCGGCGUCAGGGGGUCACAACUGGAGACCAUCCGCAUCAUGAUCCCCUUCUGCCGCCGCUGGACAACGUCAAUACAGCCAUGAUGGUGGAUUUCGAGGAGCAGCGCCUGGCGGUGUCGCGCAUCCUGCAGCACUGCGUCGUCGAUGAAAAGAAUCGCCUCCGGGUAGCCACACCACCGCAGCAGCUGGCCCACUUCAACCGGAGCAGCCAGGCCGAGAAGGUGCCGCCGCCAAGUGGCCAGCCUGCAGAGGAUCCCUGGCUGGACCGCCAGGCGCCCGUCCUCUUCGACGACAAGAUCCUGCGACUCAGCGCCCUCGAUGCCCGGGACUACGACAUUAAUUUUCCCAUGCAAAGGGGCGAGCUGAAUGUGCAUAAGGCGAAGGGCGGCUCGCUGCAGGCCAGUCUGCAGCAUUUGGAGCGCAUCUGGUCGUACGCCCUGGAGGCCCGCCUAAAGAUCCCGCUGCGUGAACUGGGCACCCACUGCGCCGUUUUGGUGGUCAACGAUGUCUAUGUGCGGCGGCAUUUGCGCGAGUUCAUGACCCUGCUGCUGCAGCGCUUGGGCUUCCGGCGCUGCUUCCUCGUCCAGGACAGCGUGGCCUCCACCUAUGGCGCCGGCAUUGGCUACGGCUGUGUGGUGGACAUUGGGGCGCAGAAGACCUCCAUCGCCUGCAUCGAGGACGGCAUUUCCCAGCUGGAUGCGAGGGUGAGACUGCCUUACGGCGGCGGCGACCUGGACCAGGUGCUCCUUUUGCUGCUGCGCAAGUGCGGCUUUCCCUACCGCGAGUGCAACGUCCAGGACAGCUAUGUGGAUGCCCAUCUACUGGAUGAGCUCAAGGAGAAGUUCUGUCAUCUGAAUGCCAGCGUUUGUGGCGCUCAGGAGAAGCACUUCAAUCUGCGCAAGCAGAACGGUCAGUGGCUGCGCUACACCAUACAGGUCGGGGAUGAGGCCAUCAUGGCACCCCUGGCCCUCUUCCACACGGAGCUCCUAAACAUCACGGGCCGCACGAGAGCGGUUUGCACUCAACUGGCGGCGCAGGAGCAGUACGACUGCGAGGACUGCUUCGAUGCGGAGUAUCUCAAGGAGACGGGCCGGAAGAAUGGUGUAAAGGGUGGCGAUAACAUGCUCUUAGGCCCCGGAUCCCAGCCACGCCCUCAUCUGCCCGUGACCGCUGACGACGAGGAGCUGAUAGUGGUGGAUCAGGACGAAGCCAACAGCAACUGCCCGCCACCGCAGGCAGGGCAUCCAAACACGAAUGGCAGCUACCACAACGCCCAGGGACAAGUGUUGCCGCUGGACCAGGCCGUAAUCCGAGCCAUCAACCGGCUGUCCAGCUACGAGACGAAGCGCAAGAUGUUCGGCUCCAUUCUGCUCGUGGGCAGCAGUGCCAAGCUACCGGGCCUGGCCGCCUGGCUGGAGCACCGUAUUAGCCAGCAGAUUCAGCCCUCCGACACCGAGGUGAACGUCUUCACCAAGGGCAUGGACGCGGGCAUGGUGGCGUGGAAGGGAGCGGCCAUUAUGUCCGUGCUGGAGAGUGCCCGCGAACUGUGGAUAUCGCAACACGACUGGCAGCGUUACGGACUACGGAUACUCCGCGAGCGAUCGCCCUUCCUCUGGUGAGAUGCCACCAACCCACGCCCAUUGCAUUUCGAAUAUGUUUAGGGAACUUGUAAUUGUUAAUAGUAGAGUGCAGUCGAAGUGAAUAUAGGAGUAGCGUAGGAUCAGCAGGAGGCCAAAGUGCCCACCAAGGCGUUAAUUGUCCUCAAGAAAACCUUAGAUUCAUGUCAUAAAAAAUAGUAUUUGUUUGUUUUAAGGCACUUCAACCAAAUACGCAAUAUAAAUUCGGGCCCCUGAGCCUGUUUUUGUUCAGCUCGCUUGUGUAUUUGGAACUAUAUUAUUUUGUAUCAGAGAUUAGGUAAACAAAUUCAGAGUCCAGCGAUAAGUGCAGUAUAUACGCAAAUUUAACGAUUGCCAAAAAAAUAAUAAACAAAACAAAGAAGAAUAAA
This is a messenger RNA of Drosophila biarmipes, 2304 nucleotides long. It is a transcript of the gene Arp8, whose product is annotated as actin-related protein 8. NCBI's taxonomy places the organism in Eukaryota, Metazoa, Arthropoda, Insecta, Diptera, Drosophilidae. Gene Ontology annotation, cellular component: Ino80 complex. Gene Ontology annotation, biological process: double-strand break repair; regulation of DNA-templated transcription. Bases 107 to 1918 code for a protein of 603 amino acids. The record is from RefSeq and is a predicted model, not a curated record. The transcript has 3 exons.